Molecule: messenger RNA, 2299 nt
Organism: Episyrphus balteatus (marmalade hoverfly)
Lineage: Eukaryota; Metazoa; Arthropoda; Insecta; Diptera; Syrphidae
Product: cap-specific mRNA (nucleoside-2'-O-)-methyltransferase 2-like
Exons: 2
Coding region: 76-2118 (680 amino acids)
Biological process (GO): 7-methylguanosine mRNA capping
Cellular component (GO): cytoplasm; nucleus
Molecular function (GO): methyltransferase cap1 activity
Source: RefSeq, a predicted model, not a curated record
UGAAUUUUUAAAUUCAAAUUUUGCUUUUAUUUAAACCAUGAGAAUAUCAUUUAACUAAAAACAAAAAACUCCACAAUGCUAUCCUGUCCAGAUAAUUUACAAAAUCAAAUCCAACUCCAACCAAACUCACCACCCAACCAUUGUACAGUCAGUGGAGGAAGAAAUCCAAUUGAAAAACAUCAAUACAUCUUCGAAAAAAAAUAUAAAUAUUCCAAAGCACCCGGCUGGACACUUCCGCCAGUCGAUGAGUUAUUCAAAGAGUUUUAUCAAUUCGAUAAUCUGCAACAACUUAAACAUGAUUUGAAUGCAACAAAAAGUAAAUUGAAUGACUACGUUCUGGAAGAUUGGAGUGUUCAUACGAGAAAGAAGGAUCCAUCGGGAGAGAUUCCAUGGAAACUCAAGAAUGACAUUCAAGCUGAAUUCGUAACAGUUGCAUGGUGCAAAUUGUUUGAAUGUUUGCAUCAAUACAAAAUGGUCAAAGAUGGCAAAUUGAAUAGCUUGCAUUUGUGUGAGGCGCCAGGAGCAUUUAUAGCAGCAUUGAAUCAUUAUUUGCAUUCUACUUUUGAUGAGGUACAAUGGCAAUGGCUAUCAACAACACUCAAUCCAUACUACGAAGGAAACCCACUCAACAAAAUGAUAAUCGACGAUCGUUUCAUGCUUCACACCCUCGAUCGUUGGCUCUUUCACAAAGAUUUCAGUGGAAACAUUCUGGAUUGUGAAAAUAUCAAACAUAUGGCCAAAGAAUGCAAAGAAAGACUUGGUGACGUUCAUUUAAUCACAGCUGAUGGUUCAAUUGAUUGCAUCGAAACACCAGAUAAUCAAGAAGAGCUUGUUUCUAAUUUGCAUUUUGCUGAGCUUUGUGCUGCUCUUCUUAUCCUCGCCAAAGGAGGAAGUUUUCUGCUAAAAAUGUUUACACUCUUCGAAGCGGCCAGUGUCAAUGUUGUAUUCUUUUUAAAUUGCAUAUUCGAAGAAGUGAGUGUCUUUAAGCCUGGUACUUCGAAACGAGGUAAUUCCGAGUUGUAUCUUGUUUGUUUAAACUAUCUUAAACCAGACAAUAUUGGGGACUAUCUUGAUGCAAUGUUGGAUAAAUUGGCAACCAACAAUAUUUUCCCACUAUUUCCGAAGAAAUACAUUCCAUUGGAUUUUUAUAUUCAACACGAAGUAUGUAACCGUAAAUUUAUGUUUGAACAAAUGCAAGCCAUCGAAUCGAAUAUCUAUUCGUAUGAACUCAAAUCAAAAUGGGAAAACAAAAAAUCCCACGAGCUGAGAUCUCAGGUUUGUCAGUUAUUUUUUGAGCGAUUCAAAGUACAACCACUCAAACCGGAACAGAAAAUCUUACAAAAUCCCCGUAGUAAAAUUGAAUAUGGCAUAAAAACUCAGAUUUAUCGUGGUUCUCAUAACAAACGAAUAUGCAUUAAGAAUCUCUCCACCGAAGAGCAGCUAUUUCAUCUUCGAAAAGCAUUCAAUGAAAUUGAGAAAGUAAUUUUAUGGCAAUAUGACGAUAUAGGUUGCCUAAUAGGAUCGCCAGAAGAAAAACUGCCUUUAAAAGUAUUUCGAGGAAAACCUUUGCAAGAAUUGGGAAGUAGUCUUUUUGCAAAUAUGGAAAUUCUUUUUCUUCGACAAAAGAUUGUUACUCUCUACAAUGUAGAUCCAGUUGUGGUGGGAAAUCCAGUUUGUAUUUUAGGGUCGACUGAUAAUCCAAAUUUAUGGUCAUCUAAAGUUGAUAGUCAACGGACUAAAUUUGAAGGUCAACACCAGAGGGAAUUUUAUUCCGAGAUACUCCAAAAAAUCAUCGAUACUCAACCAAAAAAAAUUACAUUCAAAAAUGUAUUAUUUCUGACUCAUUAUUCUGUUUCUAUUUUACGUUAUUUGACUGCGAAUAUGCAUGCUAAAUGUAGAAUUUCUGGAAAUCGAGAAAUCACAAUUGAAAUAUCAGAUAACACUAUAGAAACCACCGAAAGUAUUCGAGAUCUGCAUAAGACAUUAAUUGAAAAUCCAGACAUUUUAUGUUUUGUUGAUAUUGUGCAUUUACAUCGAAAUGAAUUUUUCAAAGUUAUUUCUGAUUAUAAUAAUCAACUGUUGCUUUUUAAUAUCAAAACUUUGCUUGGAACUGAAUAAGAUUAUGAUAGGAAUCGAAGCCCAUUGCGAUUAAAUUGAACUUAAGGCCAAUGAAGAUAUUCAUUUAGAAUUAAUUUGAAUUUUUUAACAAUUUUAUUUGUUAGUUACUAAUUUAAUUAUGUAUUACAGACAAUUAUUUUAUAUAUGAAUUAAAACGUUAUAUGUACUUGAAAACUAAAAA